This is a messenger RNA of Microtus oregoni (creeping vole), 1737 nucleotides long. RefSeq names its product E2F transcription factor 5 (gene E2f5). The record is from RefSeq and is a predicted model, not a curated record. Gene Ontology annotation, molecular function: DNA-binding transcription factor activity, RNA polymerase II-specific; RNA polymerase II cis-regulatory region sequence-specific DNA binding; protein dimerization activity. Bases 148 to 1152 code for a protein of 334 amino acids. Gene Ontology annotation, cellular component: RNA polymerase II transcription regulator complex. Gene Ontology annotation, biological process: regulation of transcription by RNA polymerase II. NCBI's taxonomy places the organism in Eukaryota, Metazoa, Chordata, Mammalia, Rodentia, Cricetidae. The transcript has 8 exons.
UCGCCGCGCCGACCGCUCGCUCUCUGUGGUGCGCGCGCGCGCUUCUCGGCUCCGGGCGGCUGGUGGACGCGAGGGCGCCGAGGGCCGGGAGCGGAGUCCGCGCUCCUCGUCUGCUCGGCGGCAGAGCGGCUCCGGCGGGCGGCGGCGAUGGCGGCGGCGGAGCCCGCGAGCUCUGCCCAGCCCACGCCGCAGGCCCAGGCCCAGCCGCCGCCGCCGCCACCUGGGGCGCCGUCCUCGCAGCCGCCCGCGGCGCUCAGCAGCCGGCACGAGAAGAGCCUGGGGCUGCUCACCACCAAGUUCGUGUCUUUGCUGCAGGAGGCGCAGGACGGUGUCCUGGACCUCAAAGCGGCUGCUGAUACUUUGGCUGUAAGACAAAAGCGAAGAAUAUAUGAUAUCACCAACGUCUUAGAAGGAAUUGAUCUAAUUGAAAAAAAAUCAAAGAAUAGUAUCCAGUGGAAGGGUGUAGGCGCUGGCUGUAAUACUAAAGAAGUUAUAGAUAGAUUAAGAUUUCUUAAAGCUGAAAUUGAAGAUCUAGAAUUGAAGGAAAGAGAACUCGACCAGCAGAAACUGUGGCUACAACAAAGCAUCAAAAAUGUGAUGGAAGACUCCAUUAAUAACAGGUUUUCUUAUGUAACUCACGAAGACAUCUGCGAUUGCUUUAAUGGUGAUACACUGUUGGCCAUUCAGGCUCCUUCUGGUACACAGCUCGAAGUACCUAUUCCAGAAAUGGGUCAGAAUGGACAAAAGAAAUACCAGAUAAAUUUAAAGAGUCACUCAGGACCUAUCCAUGUGCUGCUUAUAAACAAAGAGUCCAGUUCAUCUAAGCCGGUGGUUUUUCCUGUCCCCCCACCUGAUGACCUCACACAGUCUUCCUCCCAGUCUUCAAUGUCAGGGACUCCACAGAAAUCCACCAUGGCUGCUCAGAACCUGCCCGAGCAGCAAGUUUCUGAAAGAAGCCAGAGUUUCCAGCAGAUACCAGCUACAGAAAUAUCUUCAGGGUCUAUUAGUGGAGACAUCAUUGAUGAACUGAUGUCUUCUGAUGUGUUUCCUCUCUUACGGCUUUCUCCUACCCCAGCAGAUGACUACAACUUUAAUUUAGAUGACAAUGAAGGAGUCUGUGAUUUGUUUGAUGUUCAGAUACUAAAUUAUUAGAUUCCAUGGAAACUUGGGACUGUUAUCUACCUCUAACUGUAACAUUGUAGAAUUCUUAAUAACCUAAGUAUUUAAAAUUAUGAAUGUAAUACCAUUUUAGUUCAUCGAGUCUGAAAUAUUCUUCACUAACAUUUACUUCACAAAACUUGAAAGGGCUCUGACUGUUUCAGGGGGGAUGAUUAACUGUCUACCAGCAUGCCCCUCCAGUGAUUAUAUUCAAUUUCUUUCAAAGCUGAAUUCUGCUGUAGCUUCUCCUAAGAGAAAAGUUAAAGCAGACUUCAGGUCACCACACGAAAACAUUGCCCAGAAGAUUUGAUUUGUCUAUAUUUUUACUGCCACAAAGUUAUAUCUAUAUGUCGUUCAGAAAUUCACUGCCACAGAUAAAGUGAAGGGCGUCACUAUUGAGUGAAGAGAUUUUGUGAAGUGCCUUCUGUUUUAGCACUUUAAGCCUAUCAGUUUGCUGACUUCUGACAUUCUACUUUCCUAGAGUAUAGGAAAGAUCUGUUUAUGUAGUUUGUUUUUAAAAUGUGCCAAUGCCUGUACAUUAACAAGAUUAAAACAAAUAAAGUUGUAUAAAGCAUUCAA